UUCACCCUCCGCAGCAACUGCCUGAGAACCGCCAUGCCGUCCAAGAAGCAGAGCGCCCGCAGCGUGGCGCAGGCCCGGCGGACAGUGCAGCAGCUGAAGCUGGAGGCCAGCGUCGAGAGGAUGAAGGUGUCCAAGGCGUCAUUAGACCUGAUGCUCUACUGCAGGAAGCACGCCAAACAUGACCCGCUGCUCAUGGGAAUCCCCGCCUCAGAAAACCCUUUCAAGGACAAGAGGCCUUGCACCCUUUUGUAA
Salarias fasciatus (jewelled blenny) is the source of this 252-nucleotide messenger RNA. RefSeq names its product guanine nucleotide-binding protein G(I)/G(S)/G(O) subunit gamma-12-like. The transcript has 3 exons. Gene Ontology annotation, molecular function: G-protein beta-subunit binding. Gene Ontology annotation, biological process: G protein-coupled receptor signaling pathway. The record is from RefSeq and is a predicted model, not a curated record. Bases 34 to 252 code for a protein of 72 amino acids. Lineage: Eukaryota; Metazoa; Chordata; Actinopteri; Blenniiformes; Blenniidae. Gene Ontology annotation, cellular component: heterotrimeric G-protein complex.